ACUCCAUGUAUUACAGGAGUUUUAAAAAUUGAAGGUAAUCUUCUGAAAAAUUCAAAUCGAAUAAAAACGAUAAUUAUUCAAAAUCAGCUUUCAAAACAUUUUUAUUAUUGUUGAAUUUGUUUCAUUAUUAUGGAUUAGAAGAAAACAUGUGGAAUCGUGAAGACGAUAUUAAGAAAUAAUCGAUUGAAAAUCUAAAUUUAUAAAUAUCAUCUCGUUUAAAUCUGCAUUUCCAUUAUAUUAUGAUUCGAAAUUCGAUUGAUUGCUUUUAUAACAUACAGAGUUAUUUAACAAGCAAACCGACCACAUUUUAGAUUUUAAUUAAGACAUUUUUAAAAUUCCUACUUCUGAAAUGUUUAGAAAGACUAUAAAAAAAAUACUCUACAUUUUUAAAAAACUUUUAUAAUAUUAUACGUGCUCUAUACACAGGCAGUUGUCUAUACAUCAUUAAACAGCCGGCCACCGCCGAAUUACGUACCUACCUAAUCAUCACUUUUGGCACUUUAAUCACUGUUGUGGUUUUCUUUUGUCCCCCGCAGAUAGCGACUAAGAGAAAUUAUGGCCGAAACAGUAGCUGACGACGAGAAGGAGAUGCGGAGCCGACUGCCCAGCCAGGACGAAGGAUCAAGGCUGCUCGGCGAACCGGCCGAGGACGGCUUUUGUGAGCGAAUCAAGCCCAAAGUGAGCCUGUGCCUGGGAACCACGGCCGUGCUGUCGUUCAUGGUGUUCCUGUUCCUCGUGCCGUUCGUCGUCGACCCGGCGGUGUCCCGGCUGAUCGCCCGGUACGCGCCCGAGCCCGGCACGUGCGCGCUGCAUGAGCACGUGUUCGCAGCCGGCAUGAGCAAGUGUACGUGGUCGUCGUGCCGGGAGGGCUGUACGUCAGCCACCACGCGGUGCCAUCAGAUAACUGUCAACUAUUCACUAACGCCGUACCAACAAUACGAACAGGACCACAUGUCUCCUGAGUCACUGGAAUGGGCGGGCACGGUGGUCCGGUUUCUGGUGAACACCGAAGGGUGCGGUUACCCUCCGUUCGUCAACUGCACCACGUUCGCCUUGAAAUACGGUCACAUCGAUUUGGAGGAUAUCCCAAAGUUCGAUAGCAUCAAAGAGCCGGUGACCCGGGAACUGUACAGGCACGGUAACGAGACUUCGAUUGGGUUACCUCCACCGCCAAUGUUGUUGGAAGCGUAUGACAGCAAGCUGCAGACGACGGCAGUUGAUCGCCGGGAGCGAGAAGUUUCUGUGGCGCCGGAAGUGGCGAUGAAAGUUUUCCCGUGUUACUACAGCCGCGCUUACCCGGACAGGGUGGUGGCCGACUACGACUGGCACCACACCAUCAAGACCCUGGUGGCCGCUGUGGUCAUACCCUGGACGCUGUUCGUCCUGUCGUGCACGGUACUGUGUUACUGGUACUGUCCGGCGCUCAAGAGGGAGUUCAUGAUCGACAAGAGAAAGACGGCGGCAAUCAAAAACGAAAACCCGCAACUAGUGAUCAGGAGAAAAUUGUCCAAACGGCCAUUCAGCACAGACGAAGAAGAUGGCGAUUAUUGAUCAAUAGGCCCACACAUUUGCUAUUUAAUAAUGGCUUUUUUCAGGCACAGAAGCAAAUGCUAAAUUUUCAGUUCACUGAUUCAGUCUAACUACGUUUAUAUACUUACAUUUGUAUUCCGCUUUAACUUCACGCGGAUCUAAUUUCAAUAAUUGUGUACGCCAAAAAUUAUUUUCUAUCUCAAAAAUGUUUUUUUUUAACUUAAUACGUGUAAUAAGCCUACAAAAGCGAAUUGCUUUAGUCAUAUAGGUAAAUAAAUUAUUUUUUUAUACAUGUAUAUUUCACUUUUUAUAAUAAUAGUUUAUAUAGACGUAUAAUUAUUAUAAAUUAUAAA
Messenger RNA from Myzus persicae (green peach aphid), 1883 nucleotides. RefSeq lists its product as uncharacterized. Gene Ontology annotation, molecular function: sodium channel regulator activity. Gene Ontology annotation, biological process: regulation of sodium ion transport. Bases 556 to 1551 code for a protein of 331 amino acids. Lineage: Eukaryota; Metazoa; Arthropoda; Insecta; Hemiptera; Aphididae. The record is from RefSeq and is a predicted model, not a curated record. The transcript is spliced from 3 exons.